Adineta steineri is the source of this 996-nucleotide messenger RNA. Lineage: Eukaryota; Metazoa; Rotifera; Eurotatoria; Adinetida; Adinetidae. The record is from the annotation of a GenBank genome assembly.
AUGGGUAAUGGUACAAACUUUGUGGUAGUAACCGAUGUCAACGGCGAUACUAUACCCGAUAUUCUUACUGUAAAUACGAAUUCAAAUAAUAUGGGCGUCCUUUUAAAUAAAGGGGAUGGUAAAUCAUUUUCUCAAUCUCUUUACCCAAUCGGUGGUCUUCCCUACGCAUUAGCAGUAGGUGAUCUGAAUAACGACAACAAAUCUGAUGUUGCUGUUACAAAUACUCAGUCAGGUAACAUUGGUAUUCUUAUAAAUACGGGCAAUGGUACAUUUCGUCCUCAAUACACCUUAUCAACUGGUAUUAAUCCAAAUCCAAUAACAAUAGCUGAUGUAAACGGUGACAACAGACCUGAUAUUCUUUUCUCCUGUUGGGCUACCAGUAACAUUGGUAUAUUUUUCAAUAAAGGCAAUGGUACGUUUUCUUCUCAAUCUAAUUACACAACUGGUUCCAAUCCAUUUGCAAUAGAAGUAAUCGAUGUAAAUGGUGACAAUGAACCCGAUAUUAUUGUAACAAACGAGGGAUCAAACUCCGUCAGCAUCCUCCUCAGCAAAGGUAAUGGUACAUUUCGUUCUCAGUCGACUUUUCCAGUUGGUAAUGCUUCGCGUGCAUUAGCAGUUGCCGAUGUAGAUAGUAACGGUACUCCCGAUAUUAUUGUUGGAAACAUGUAUGCGAAUACUAUUAGUGUUCUUAUUAACUUUGGUAAUGGUACGUUUCUGCCUCAAACUAUUUAUACAGUUGGUAACUCUCCACUUUCAGUGAAAGCAGUUGAUAUAAAUGGUGACAACAAACCUGAUAUUAUUGUUGCAAAUGCUAAUUCGAACAAUGUAGGCAUUCUUCUUAAUAAAGGUAUUGGUACCUUUUUCAAUCAAACUACUUACUUAGUAGGUGCCAAUCCAACAUCAAUCGCAGUUGUCGAUAUAAAUAAUGACAAUAAACCUGAUAUUAUUGUUACAAAUUUUGAUUCGAAUACCGUUGGUGUUCUCUUACAUUGUUAA